This is a messenger RNA of Rhagoletis pomonella (apple maggot), 1849 nucleotides long. Its product is annotated as L-threonine ammonia-lyase. The transcript has 7 exons. NCBI's taxonomy places the organism in Eukaryota, Metazoa, Arthropoda, Insecta, Diptera, Tephritidae. The record is from RefSeq and is a predicted model, not a curated record. Gene Ontology annotation, biological process: L-threonine catabolic process; L-serine catabolic process. Gene Ontology annotation, molecular function: threonine deaminase activity; L-serine ammonia-lyase activity. Bases 189 to 1655 code for a protein of 488 amino acids.
ACUGCCUAUAGCUAUUUUUAAAAAUUGUCCAUUUUAAUGUGAAAGCUGAGCGGUGGUCUAUAUUGUGUGGUCAAACGAGCGAACAUUGAUCAGUUGAUCGAAGCUGCAUGAACGAUUAAGUAGUUGCUUUAGAAAAAUUUAGCAUAAAUAAGAGUUUUUGGUGGUAGUAAUAAUAAUUGCUUUGAAAAAUGCCUUCAGAAGAAAAAAACAUUGAAAAAAAUGGUUCAGCCGCACCAAAACCGAGUGGUGCCGAUAGUGCAGUCUUAAAAGUUGAAAAUGGUAAAAAUAUAAAAGUCAAAUAUACGACAAAAAGCAGUGGCACAGUCCUUUUGCCCAAUCGUGAUGUACCAUUGCCUACGAAAUUCAAUACUUCGGAUAAUAUACUCGAUCCGUUUUGUGAUCCUGCUAAACCACAAAAAAUAUCUUUUCAUGAUGUUACUUCAGCGGCAUUUUUAAUUAGAGGCGGUGUUGAGAGAACGCCAUGUCCGCGUUCCACAUCCUCAGAUGCGUACGGCAUGGACUUGUAUUUGAAAAAAGACUUUCUGCAGGUUACUGGCAGCUUCAAAGAACGUGGUGCCCGCUAUGCGCUGCUCUGCCUCACCGAUCAGCAAAAGAAGACCGGAGUUAUAUCAGCAUCGCUAGGAAAUCAUGCGCAGGCGCUCAGUUAUCACGGCUGGAAGCUUGAUAUACCCGUUACAGUGGUUAUGCCAAAAGAAGCACCUAUUAUGAAAAUACAAAAAUGCCGCAAUUACAAAGCGAAUGUGGUUGUUGAGGGCAAGGAUAUGGCCGAAGCUAAGGCGCUCGCCAUGAAAAUGGCGCAAGACAGAGGACUGCUCUACAUCAACGGCUACGAUCAUCCACAAAUUAUGGCUGGACAGGGUACAAUUGGUUUGGAAAUAUUAGAGCAAGUACCCAAACCGGAUGCGGUGAUUAUACCAGUUGGUGGUGGUGGACUUAUAGCCGGCAUUGCAACGGCCAUUAAGGCAUUAUCGCCGGACACUAAAGUUAUUGGCGUUGAAUCAGAGAAAUGUCCCAGCUUUUCGAAUGCGAUGGAAAAUAAUGGACCCAUAUAUACACCACUAGAUAAUACGUUAGCCGACGGUUUGGCUGUGCCCAAGGUGGGCUACAAUGCUUAUGUAACCGCCUUGCCACUCAUCGAUAAGAUGGUAGUUGUGAAAGAGGAGUGGAUUGCUUUGGCCAUUUUACGUUUGGUGGAAGAGGAGAAGUGUGUGGUGGAAGGUGCCGGUGCUGCUGGAUUGGCUGCUAUACUAGCGGGACAUUUGAAUGAACUGCGGGGCAAAAAAGUGGUUAUACUUUUAUGCGGUGGAAAUAUCGAUACAACUGUGUUUGGACGCUGCCUGGAGCGUGGACUUGCUGCGGAGGGACGCUUGGUGAAAUUCUGUGCAGAGGUUAGCGAUCGCCCUGGUGGUAUCUAUGAACUCUGUGAUAUGCUCUCACAAUUGGGUGUCUCUAUCAAGGAUAUAAUGCAUGAACGCGCUUGGCUAAAGGAUAUUCAUAGAGUAGAGGUGAAAGUAAUUUGUGAGACCCGUGAUUGGGCACAUAGCAUGGAACUGAAAAAUAAGUUGAAGAAUCAUUACGCGAAUGUAGAGUUCUCGGAGGAACCUUUGGCCAUACAUCACAAUGCAGUUAUAUAAUUAAAUCUUAACUUAAAAUUACAUAUUUGUACAUAUCGACCCAUUUGCGCGAAAUUAGCGUAUGUAUGUAUGUGGCAUUUUUUCGAAAUCGACUUUUUGAUGCAAAUUUAUUUUUACACCACACAACGUAUCAGCCGGUAAAAUAUUGCAGCUUCUUAAUAAAAUCUCUUUCGUUGCGCCGAAAAUUUACUGUA